Molecule: messenger RNA, 3271 nt
Organism: Salarias fasciatus (jewelled blenny)
Lineage: Eukaryota; Metazoa; Chordata; Actinopteri; Blenniiformes; Blenniidae
Gene: phex
Product: phosphate regulating endopeptidase homolog, X-linked
Exons: 22
Coding region: 246-2483 (745 amino acids)
Biological process (GO): protein processing
Cellular component (GO): plasma membrane
Molecular function (GO): metalloendopeptidase activity
Source: RefSeq, a predicted model, not a curated record
AGUUAGAGGAGCUGCAGAUGGACACACACCAGCAGGAAGAGACACACACACUGGAAAAGUCAAUCAGAUGACCAGAGAAAGUGUAUAAAAAUUACUUUUAUCUUUUACAUUUUUUUUUUUUAGCUUCAAUCUUUUUGUUAUCUUUUAUUUUCUGUCUUUAUCUGUGAGUCUCCAGUGGGAGGGUUUGUUUGUUGUUUGUUUUUUUGUUUUUUUUGCCCUUUAUCUGUGGGGUGAUACAGUGAACCAUGGAGCUGGAGCACUUAGGCGGCGGAGGAGUUAAACCCGAGAGGGGCAGCAGCCGUCUCUACAAGAUCGCUCUGGCCAUGUGUGUGUGUGUCUGCGCUGCUCUGCUGCUCGCACUCAUACUGGUGUCUCAAAGAUCCAGUCAGGAGGAGUUCUGUCUGACCCCAGAAUGCAUCGAAGCCGCGGGGUCGAUCCUUAGUAAAAUGGACCGCACAGUCAACCCCUGCCAGGACUUCUACACGUUCUCCUGUGGCGGCUGGCUCAAAGAGAACCCCAUCCCUGAAGACUCGUCCUCGUUCGGUAUCUACCCGUGGCUGCGGCAGAACGUCGACGUCAAACUCAAAGAGUUGCUGGAAGCUCCGUCCGACCCCGACGAACUGCAGGCAGUGACCAAAGCUAAGACGCUGUACCGCUCCUGCAUGAAUGAAUCCAAACUGGAGGAGGUGGACUCCAGGCCGCUGCUGAAGACGCUCCGGCAGCCGGAGUUCCGCUGGCCGGCGGUCGGGGACGGGCUGGGCGGGGACUACCAGUGGUCCCAGAGCCAGUGGAACCUCCUGAAGACCCUGGCCGAGUUGAGGAACCUGCACAGUAAAAGCGUCCUGAUCCGCCUGUACGUCUCCCCCGAUGACAAAAACUCCUCCCACUACGUCAUCAAGCUGGACCAGGCGUCUUUGUGUCUGCCCUCCAGAGAAGACUACAUCACCAACACGUCCUCCGCCAAGGCGUACCGUGCAGCCCUGCUCAGCUUGAUGGCGGACGUGGCCGUCAUGCUGGGCGCCCCGGAGAAAGCAGCUCUGACCCAGAUGGAGACAGCUCUCGCCUUCGAGACCAAACUGGCUCAUAUCCUGAUUCCCUAUGAAAACCGCACCAGCGAGAACAUGUACAACAACUACACCAUCGCUCAGCUGCAGCGCCUCAUUCCAGAGUUUGACUGGCUGGGCUUCAUAAAAGCCGUGGUGGACUCUAAAGACGACCCCGCCCGCUCCGUCUCCUCCGGCGAGACGGUCAUCGUCAGAGCGCCGCAGUACUUCAAGGACCUGAUGAAGCUCCUCAACGUGACGGAUCCCAGGACGAUCGCUAACUACGUCCAGUGGAGGAUGGUCUUCUCCAAGGUCACCUCGCUGAGCCGGAGGUUCCUCUACCGAUACCUGGACUACGCUCGGGUGACCACGGGAACCACUUCUCUGACCCCGCGCUGGGACAAGUGUGUGAACUACGUGGAGAACUCGCUUGUUUACGCCACCGGGCGGCUGUUCGUCAACACACACUUCCAGGAGGACAAGAAGCACAUGAUGGAGGAGCUGAUCGACGGCAUCCGCUGGGCGUUCAUCGACAUUCUGGAGAAGGAGAACGACUGGAUGGACCAGCCGACGAAGAUUAGAGCCGUGGAAAAGGCUCACGCCGUCCUGGCGAAGGUCGGCUACCCCGAGUUCAUCCUGAACGACACCUACCUCAACGAAGACCUGAAGCAGCUGGACUUCAGCGAGAAGGAUUACUACGGCAACGUGAUGCAGACGCUCAAGUUCAUCGCCCAAGCCGACCUCUCCUGGCUGAGGAAGAGCGUCCCCCGAACAGAGUGGUUCACCAACCCAACCACCGUCAACGCCUUCUACAGCUCGUCCACGAAUCAGAUCAGGUUUCCUGCUGGAGAGCUUCAGAAACCUUUUUUCUGGGGACUGGAGUAUCCGAGAUCUUUAAGUUAUGGAGCCAUCGGAGUGAUAGUCGGACACGAGCUCACACACGGCUUCGACAAUAACGGCCGUAAGUACGACAAAGACGGGAAUCUUGAUCUCUGGUGGAGCAACUCGUCAAUAACAGCUUUUAAUGAGAAGACGCAGUGCAUGAUUGACCAGUAUAAUGGAUACUACUGGGAGGAGGCGGGGCUAAAUGUUCGAGGGAAAAGGACUCUGUCAGAAAACAUCGCAGACAACGGAGGAAUAAGAGAAGCAUUCAGGGCGUACCGGAGGUGGGUGGAUGAGAGCAGAGGCGGGGAGGAGGAGCCUCUGCUGCCGGGAGUCCAGCUCAACAACAACCAACUGUUUUUCCUCAGCUACGCGCACGUGAGGUGCAACAGCUACAGACCAGAAGCAGCGAGAGAGCAGAUCCAGAGCGGGGCUCACAGUCCUCCAAAGUACAGAGUAAUCGGAGCCAUGAGUAACUACGAGGAGUUCCGGAAAGUCUUCAACUGUCCCGAGUCGUCGCCGAUGAACCGAGGAGCCAAAUCCUGCAGGGUGUGGUGACCUUUGACCUCAAGCCUGGAGCUAAAGUUAGCUGGAGGUUUGUUUGUAUGUCCUGCUGAUGCAGGGGUUUACACUAUGAGGGAGCAACGAGAUGCAGCACACACACACACACACACACACACACACACACACACACACACACACACACACACACACACACGCCAUGACAUUCGAGUGAAAGCAGAACCUUUACGAGAUGUCCCUUUACGGUUUACACACGUGGCGGUAAACACAUCUGUCACGACGGACCACAGUUUGAGGGUUUUGACAGCAGAUCUUCGCGUACUGCACAUGAAUCGAGAUGAACGGAGGAUUUCUAUAUAUCACUGUAAAUAACUGAAGCUUUUCUACUCCUGAAUGAAAUCAACGGCAGGAAUCAGCAGCUGCAUCGUUUCUGCUGAGGCUCGUCUCCUGUACUGAUCAUACACACUGUAAACCAAAGAUCACGUCGUCUUCAAGUCUUUUGUUCUUUCCUUCCUUGUGUCUUUUGAGAUAAUUGUGUUGCAAAUGUUAACCGGUAUCAGGAAUAUAUUUAUAUGUUGUCUGUGGACUCGAGGCCUCUGAUCCGACUCGUGUCAGACGUUGGAAUUCGCCGCUCCGCCUCCAGGCAGAGCGACUCCCAGGACUGAAAGCGUUUGCCGUGCCGUCACACAACACGAGUACAGCGGGAAGCGAUUCCACGCAUCAGUCAGAAGGAUGGAAGCUAGAAAAAAAAAAAAGCAUCUGCUGAAAUGUUGUUUAAUGAUUAAAAGACUCACCUGACUCCAAAACUCAGUGUUUCUGCUUUG